Molecule: messenger RNA, 7713 nt
Organism: Epinephelus lanceolatus (giant grouper)
Lineage: Eukaryota; Metazoa; Chordata; Actinopteri; Perciformes; Serranidae
Gene: arfgef2
Product: ADP-ribosylation factor guanine nucleotide-exchange factor 2 (brefeldin A-inhibited)
Biological process (GO): regulation of ARF protein signal transduction
Molecular function (GO): guanyl-nucleotide exchange factor activity
Source: RefSeq, a predicted model, not a curated record
GGCAGCAUGGCGGCGCUGAGCUGAGGUAGCGACUCGACUGGACUGACACCGAUAGCCUGGCUUUCGUUAGCUUUCCUUGUCACCUGCUCACUCGCAGGGCCAGGCCGAAAAUGACGGCCUGAGAGAGAAGCUAUAACAAGACCAAGAGAUGCAGCAGCAACAACAACAGCGGCCACCACAGCAGCAGCAGCAGCAGCAGCACUCACAGUCGAAGGCAGAAAACAGUAAAACCAAGAGCAUGUUUCUGUCCAGGGCGCUGGAGAAAAUCCUCUCGGAUAAGGAGGUGAAGAGGAGCCAGAACAGCCAGCUGCGCAAAGCCUGUCAGGUGGCGCUCGAUGAAAUCAAGGCAGAGCUUGAAAAACAAAAGGAUGGCACAGUGGUUCCACCCAGAGCCAACUACAUCGAGGCUGACAAAUAUGUCCUGCCCUUUGAGUUGGCCUGUCAGUCAAAGUCCCCCCGGAUAGUUAGCACCUCUUUGGACUGUCUGCAGAAGCUGAUCGCGUACGGCCACAUCACAGGCAAUGCCCCGGACAGCCGAACCCCAGGCAAGAGGCUGAUCGACCGGCUGAUGGAAACCGUCUGCAACUGCUUCCAGGGCCCGCAGACCGAUGAGGGAGUCCAGCUACAGAUCAUUAAGGCCCUGCUGACGGCAGUGACCUCCCCGCACAUAGAGAUUCACGAGGGUACCGUGCUCCUUACCGUCAGAACCUGCUACAACAUCUACCUGGCCAGCCGCAACCUCAUCAACCAGACCACCGCUAAGGCCACACUCACACAGAUGCUCAAUGUUAUCUUCACACGCAUGGAAAACCAGGCUGCUCUGGAGGCUCAGGAGCAGGAGAAGGAACGGCUUCGUCUGCCUCAGCAGAACCCGUCCCCAGUCCCAGGUAAUCGGAGGUCCGGCUCUCCCCGGUCUGACCGGACACCCACUCCGGAACCCCAGAACUCCCCGUCCCCAGCAGCCAGUUCUCCAGACCUCACUACCACCAACACCACCAGCUCCACGCCCCCACCUCCAGCCCCUGACGUGGACCAGGACCAAGCGCCAGACACACCAUCAAUCAAUGGAGAACCUGAGGGCGGCAACGCUCCGAUGAAUGGAGGAGAGGAACAGAUCACACCAUCAAGAGAUUCUGUUUUUGAAGAUGAAGGUGUAGAGACACCUCCUACAGCAGCUGAGCCAGCUGAGGAAGGGGACAAACCAGAGAGCAAUCCAAAUCUGGCAGCAACUGAAGGGGAGGAGGGAGAACAACAAGGAACAGGAGGUGAGCACCACCCUGUUGAUGAGCAGACUGAAGUGGCUCCCCCCAGAGUCAGAACAGAAGGUCAGCAGAUGAACGGCAUCAUUGAGGACCGCUCUUCUGUUUCCUCCACAGAUAUGCUGGAUGCUGAGGCUCUGCAGGGACCCCACAGUGCAGCCCGAUUCUCUCACAUCCUGCAGAAAGAUGCCUUUCUGGUUUUCCGCUCUCUGUGCAAACUCUCCAUGAAGCCUCUUGCUGAUGGACCUCCAGACCCAAAGUCCCAUGAGUUGCGGUCCAAGAUCGUCUCCCUGCAGCUGCUGCUCUCUGUGCUGCAGGGCGCCGGGCCCGUGUUCCGCACUCACGAGAUGUUCGUCAACGCUAUCAAACAGUAUCUGUGUGUGGCACUGUCCAAAAAUGGCGUCUCCUCUGUGCCUGAGGUCUUUGAGCUUUCACUGGCAAUCUUCCUCACCUUGCUCUCCCACUUCAAGGUCCACCUGAAGAUGCAGAUUGAGGUGUUUUUCCGGGAGAUUUUCCUGACCAUCCUGGAGACAUCGACCAGCUCCUUCGAGCACAAGUGGAUGGUUAUCCAGACACUAACACGCAUCUGUGCAGAUGCCCAGUGCGUGGUUGACAUUUACGUGAACUAUGACUGUGACUUGAAUGCAGCCAACAUCUUUGAGCGCCUUGUCAAUGACCUGUCUAAGAUCGCUCAGGGCAGAAGUGGUCAGGAGCUCGGGAUGACUCCACUGCAGGAGCUGAGCCUACGAAAGAAGGGUUUGGAGUGUCUGGUGUCCAUCCUUAAAUGUAUGGUGGAGUGGAGCAAAGACAUGUAUGUCAACCCAAACCUUCAAGCUAACCUGGGCCAGGAGCAUCCAUCUGACAGUGAGGGAGGAGAGCUGAAGCUCCCAGAGCAGCUGGUGGGACGUCGAGACAGUAUCAGCUCUCUAGACUCCACUGUCUCCUCCAGCGUCACGGUUUCCCAGGCGGACCAUCCGGAGCAGUAUGAGGUCAUCAAACAGCAGAAGGACAUUAUUGAGCACGGCAUCGAACUUUUCAACAAGAAGCCAAAGCGAGGCAUCCAGUACCUGCAGGACCAGGGCAUGCUGGGUUCCACAGCUGAGGACAUCGCCCAGUUCCUACACCAGGAGGAUAGACUGGACACUACCCAGGUGGGAGAAUUCCUGGGCGAGAACAUCAAGUUCAACAAAGAGGUGAUGUACUGCUACGUGGACCAGCUGGACUUUUGUGGGCGGGACUUUGUCUCAGCACUAAGAGCAUUCCUGGAAGGCUUCAGGCUGCCUGGUGAGGCCCAGAAGAUUGACAGGCUGAUGGAAAAGUUUGCUGCUCGAUACUUAGAGUGCAACCAGGGACAGACUCUGUUUGCCAGUGCAGACACUGCCUACGUGCUGGCAUACUCAAUCAUUAUGCUCACCACUGACCUGCACAGUCCUCAGGUGAAAAACAAGAUGACAAAGGAGCAGUACAUCAAGAUGAAUCGUGGUAUUAAUGACAGUAAGGACCUGCCUGAAGAGUAUUUAUCCUCCAUAUACGAUGAGAUUGCAGGCAAGAAGAUCGCCAUGAAGGAGAGCAAAGAGUUCUCAAUCACUCCAAAGUCCACCAAGCAGAGUGUAGCCAGUGAAAAGCAGCGGCGUCUGCUGUACAACAUGGAGAUGGAGCAGAUGGCGAAGACUGCCAAAGCUCUGAUGGAGGCUGUGAGCCACGCUCAGGCCCCUUUCUUCAGCGCUACACACCUGGAGCAUGUGAGACCCAUGUUCAAGCUGGCUUGGACGCCCUUGCUGGCAGCGUUCAGUGUGGGCCUGCAGGACUGUGACGACCCAGAGGUGGCGUCACUGUGUCUGGAGGGCAUUCGAUGCGCCAUCAGGAUCGCCUGCAUCUUCAACAUGCAGUUGGAGCGAGACGCUUAUGUCCAAGCCUUGGCCAGAUUCACCCUGCUGACAGCCAGUUCCAGUAUCACAGAGAUGAAGCAGAAGAACAUUGACACCAUCAAGACCCUGAUCACAGUGGCACACACUGACGGAAACUACCUGGGAAACUCUUGGCACGAGAUCCUGAGGUGUAUCAGUCAGCUGGAGCUUGCUCAGUUGAUCGGCACAGGGGUAAAGACACGCUACAUCUCGGGGGUGGUCCGGGACAGGGACGUCAGCAUCAAGGGCUUACCCUCCGGAACAGAGGAGUUCAUGCCCCUGGGGCUGGGUAACUUGGUGGGAAGUCAGGACAAGAGACAGAUGGCUCACAUCCAGGAGUCAGUAGGAGAGACCAGCUCUCAGAGUGUUGUGGUAGCUGUGGACAGGAUCUUCACUGGUUCCACCAGACUAGAUGGAAAUGCCAUUGUGGACUUUGUGCGGUGGCUGUGCGCGGUGUCCAUGGACGAGCUGGCCUCAGCACACCAGCCGAGGAUGUUCAGCUUGCAAAAGAUUGUGGAAAUCUCAUACUAUAACAUGAACCGCAUCAGGCUUCAGUGGUCUCGCAUUUGGCAGGUCAUAGGAGACCACUUCAACAAGGUGGGCUGUAACCCCAAUGAGGAUGUAGCCAUCUUUGCUGUGGACUCACUGAGGCAGCUCUCCAUGAAGUUCUUGGAGAAAGGAGAGCUGGCCAACUUCCGCUUCCAGAAAGACUUCCUCAGGCCUUUUGAGCACAUCAUGAAGAAGAACAGGUCCCCAACUAUCAGAGACAUGGUGAUCAGGUGUGUGGCUCAGAUGGUGAACUCUCAGGCGGCCAACAUUCGUUCAGGUUGGAAGAACAUCUUCUCAGUGUUUCAUCAGGCAGCCUCCGACCACGAUGAGACCAUAGUGGAGCUUGCCUUCCAGACCACUGGGCACAUUGUCAUGAACACCUUCCAGCAGCACUUUGCAGCUGCUAUUGAUUCGUUCCAAGAUGCAGUGAAGUGCCUGUCGGAGUUUGUGUGCAACGCAGCUUUUCCUGACACCAGCAUGGAGGCUAUCAGACUCAUACGACACUGCGCUAAAUACGUCUCAGAAAGGCCACAGGCCCUGAGGGAAUACACCAGUGAUGACAUGAAUGUUGCCCCUGGAGAUCGGGUGUGGGUUCGUGGCUGGUUUCCCAUUCUCUUUGAGCUCUCUUGUAUUAUCAACCGCUGCAAGCUGGACGUCCGGACCAGAGGUCUCACAGUCAUGUUUGAGAUCAUGAAGAGCUACGGUCACACCUUCGAGAAGCACUGGUGGCACGACCUCUUCAGAAUCGUCUUCCGCAUCUUUGACAACAUGAAGCUCCCCGAGCAGCAGACAGAGAAAACCGAGUGGAUGACGACAACAUGUAACCACGCUCUGUAUGCCAUCUGUGACGUGUUCACCCAGUUUUAUGAGCCUCUCAGUGAAAUCCUGCUGGCUGACAUUUUCACACAGCUACAGUGGUGUGUCAGGCAAGACAACGAGCAGCUGGCUCGGUCAGGGACAAACUGUCUGGAGAACCUGGUGAUUCUUAAUGGGGAGAAGUUCAGCCCUGAGGUCUGGAACAUCACCUGCUCCUGUAUGCUGGAGAUCUUCCAAAACACCAGCCCUCAUGCUUUGUUGACUUGGCGACCGGCUGGACAAGAAGAAGAAACCACAGAUGGCAAGCAUUUUGAUGCUGAUUUUGACAGCCUGUCCCAGAGCAGCUACGACAGAGCUCUAUCUGAGAGAGGACACAGCCAGAUGUCCAGUGACGACACCUGGAAGAGCAAGUCCAAUGCUAGUGAGUACACAGCAUUCACACAGUCGUACCCUGUCGCUGACUGUCACUGUAACAUUGGACUGCCAUUGUCAGUCUUGUCCCUCAUAAAUGCUCACAUCUCUACACCACUUGUUUUUUUCUGUUCUCCAGGAGUUUCAGACCAGAAGCUGUUUGCAGGCCUGCUGAUCAAAUGCGUGGUACAGCUUGAACUAAUCCAGACAAUAGACAACAUUGUCUUUUACCCAGCAACCAGCAAGAAGGAGGAUGCUGAGAACAUGGCUGCUGCACAACGAGAUGCUCUGGAAGAGUCGGAGGCUGAGGGAGUCUACGCAGGCUCAGAACAGGGUAUGUACAGACACAUGACCUCUGCGCACCUCUUCAAGCUGCUGGAUUGUCUGCUUGAGUCGCACACCUUCGCCAAGGACUUCAACUCCAACAACGAACAGAGGACAGCACUCUGGAGGGCAGGCUUUAAAGGGAAAUCUAAGCCCAACUUGUUGAAGCAGGAGACCAGCAGUCUUGCCUGCAGCCUGAGGAUCUUGUUCAGGAUGUACUCUGACCUGCAGCUGCAGGACUCCUGGCCUGACAUCCAGACACGCCUGCUGCUCGUGUGUAGUGAAGCUCUGGCCUACUUCAUCAGUCUGACCUCAGAGAGCCACAGAGAGGCUUGGAACAGCCUGCUGAUGUUACUGCUCACCAGGACACUACGGCUGCCCGAUGACAAGUUCAAGCCCCAUGCCUCCUGCUACUACCCCCAACUGUGUGAAAUGAUGCAGUUUGACCUGAUCCCCGAGCUGCGAGCAGUCCUCAGGCGCUUCUUCCUGCGCAUCGGCCUCGUCUUCCACAUCGCUGCUCCCGAGGUGGCACCCGCCAGAACUCCCACAUCCUAGAAUGAGUGGGUGCAGGGUUGGGUGGAGGGACGGAUGGAGAAACGGAGAUGACACUGAUGAGUAGAUCACAGGUGGACACAUAAGAGACUUUCCCCCUCUUCUGGACUGGAACAGAUUACGGAGGGGCUGUAACGGCAGGAGGGAGACAACCAAGACUGUAGCUUUUCUGUCUCAGUUCAGGAGUUUGCAUUAAAGUGUUCGGCUUUUCUACUGCACUCAGCUUGCAGAAAAGUUUCACCCUGUCCUUCCUCCCUUUUUUCUCUCGGGGAUGAACAGCACUGUGACCGGCACUCUCUGCUGACUGUUGUCAUUCAUCAUCCCCCAAGAACUGUAAACAAAUAAUUUAUUGAUAUUGUACCUGAUUUUGAUGGUUUGUUUUUUCUGUUGUUUUUUUUUGUUUUUUUUUUAACAAAAAAAGUGUGUCUACAUGCUGAAAGCAAAUGAACGGAAGCAUUGAAUUUGAGGAACCUUACAUUUACCCUUUGUGAAAAAUCUCUUGGCCGCCUGUGCCUGUUAUAAAAUUAUAACAUCAUCAGUUUCGCCCUCAUAGUGAGUUUGGUGAUCUAAUCAAAAUAUCUUGUGAUAUCUCACAUGUUGAUGCCCAUCACAAAGUAGUGUUUGCCACUUUAAUGUUUAUGUUCCUUUUUAUGUCUGCAUUGUUUGGUAGUGGGCUCGAGAGGCUGAAACUCUCAGCUGCGGGAGAAAACAAUCUGCAUCUCUUACAACACUAUGGGAGAUGUAAUGCGGCUUUGUUUGUGACGCGUCCCCUCUCUGUGACACAACCGUCCUGUCAUCUUUAUAAUUCCUUGCCUGUUAAAGAGAUUUUACUUAUUUAUUUUGCUCACUUGCUUUAAUUUGUUUUAUGAUUAUUUUUCAGCAUGAUUGCUGGUUUACAAUGAAAGGUUGGUUGAAAGACUUGCUACUUCCCUCUACCAUGCAUUCCUCUGUGUUGACCCAGUAAGCCUUACACUGAAGGACUUAACAUGGAGUCAACUCCUCUUGGCUUUAGAAUUAUAGCUGGCUCAUAAAACCCCCCACUAAUCCAUCAGUUGGCCCUGUAAGGUGACACAGUGGUUGUCCAUUUCCCACAGUCUUUUGCACAUCCGUUGCCGACAGUUUUCUCAUGUAUUAAUACCACCCAGUGCAUCACCUUGCUCUGGAUGGUUGGAACGCCUGUCAGUGUUGUCACAUUCAACAGUAGAGUUUAACCACAGAAAGGUUCAGGAACAGAGCGAAACCAAAACACACAUCUACAGAGACACAGGAAUCUCUGUAACUCUGGAUCCCUCAUAGGUUAUUCCAUGCCUUUUUUAAAAAAGAAGGAUGUAUGUAAUUAUUUAAAGUGCAUUUAAAUAUUUUUUGAGAAGCAUUCCUUCCCUCGCAACUAUGGAUGUCUACUUUUCUUCCCUAAUGCUAGGGAAUAUAUAAAUAUAUAUAUAUACAGUAAAUGAAAAAAAGCAGACUGUAAAGUUUUCAAUGUAAGAUACAUAGAAAUGAAAGUGCUAUACGGUUCUAUACAUAAUAUUGUGAUGUAAUCUUCCAAACAUUUGGUGAAGUAAUCAAUAAACCCGAAUUCUGAUCCACUCUAGUGACUAUUGAUUCAGUUUGAAAGUGCUUUAGAGCUUUCUCACAUAAACCUUUUCCACCAAAUCAGCUCUGAAUCUUGAACCGGUUGUGUUCAGGCCUCUUGGAAACUUGGUGCUCUCCAGCGAAGCAGAUCAGAGCCAUUGUAAUCAAGGAUUUGUCAUCAGUGGAGGGCGUUGCACAAUGCACAAUGGAUGCAAACAGUAGUAGCAAGAUGGCAGAUCACAUAGAUUGCCCGUGAACUUUUGUUCUGCAAUUAUAGAUAUUUGUUUUUAACCAAAAAUAAAAUGGACUGCCUAUUAAUGAGA